AUGAAUAGAUCAUAUGUUGGUACCCCGGAGAUGGCAGUCGGGUGCUGGCUAUUCCAGACGCCCCGGAGGGGAAUCACGUCCGCUCGGACCCGAAAACUGCUCCGGAGCUUGCCAGUUGGCGGGACUAGGCGUUGCGGCAGACUGGUCAUUGACGAAUUACUCGGGCGAGGCACUCCGACCGACCUAGCCGACGUCCGAGCUGCGUUUAAGGCUGACAAGCCUGCUGUCGUGAUCGUGGCGCUGAAUGCUUCCCGAGCGAGCGACAGUCCGUUUGCCAACCCGAUCUCUCCGCCGCGACUGAUGGCCGAUAGCAACGCCAAUGUAGUAGCCGCGAUAAAAGAAUUUAGGGCGUUUAGGGUAGGCGACUCGUGGGCUCGGAUACACUGUUUGCUGCGCCUGUUGAUGAAGACGUCCAAUAUGUCGCACCAGUAUGACGACCACAAUGACACAGAGCGGGAGGUGCGGGCCAGCGGCGUAGAUUAUGUGUUCGUGCGGCCAUCGCGGCUCGUCGAGACGAAGGAGACGCGAGUCAAGGUGUGGCCGGAGGAUGGCAAAGGGGUGCCGAUGAUGGCUAGCACGAGCCUGAUCAGCGUGGCGUGCGAGGAAUGGAAUAACUCGGCACCGGUGAUCACCAACUGAUCGAUGAGUGGUGAAUAUGUAGUAUUGUAGUUAUAAGAUCCUCGGAGGCAUUGGGGGAUGCCUUCGACAGUUGUAAAAAUAAUCCGAGUACUCUAAAUCUCUAAUUGCUG
Messenger RNA from Aspergillus sclerotioniger CBS 115572, 749 nucleotides. RefSeq names its product TrkA-N domain dehydrogenase. NCBI's taxonomy places the organism in Eukaryota, Fungi, Ascomycota, Eurotiomycetes, Eurotiales, Aspergillaceae. The transcript has 6 exons. The coding region runs from base 1 to 639 and encodes 212 amino acids. The record is from RefSeq and is a predicted model, not a curated record.